GUUCUGGGUUCUCGCCUCUUGUUGGGAUUUGGGCGCAGUUUGGGUCCGGAAUAGCCGCUACGCUUUACGGGAAUGCUGUGACGAGCUUUUGAGACAUCCGCCAGACCCGAAAGUGCUCGCCAGGAGGCUGCCGAUCUUUCCUGCUCAGUGUUGCUUGAAUGACUGACAUCUAAUCCAAGAGAAAAUGGAAGAGCAAGAGAAAGCGUCGAUUCCAGAUGGCCCUCAGCUUUCAGCUGAAAUACGUAAACCCCGACCAAAGAAAGUGGCAGAGUUGCCCAUCCUGGAAAGAAGGAAUUGGUUGAUACAUUUACAUUACAUCAGGAAAGAUUAUGAAACGUGCAAGACUAUAAUAAAAGAGCAGCUGCAGGAGACCCAGGGCAUGUGUGAAUAUGCUAUCUAUGUGCAAGCUCUGAUAUUUCGUUUGGAAGGAAAGAUUCAGGAAUCUCUUGAGCUGUUCCAGACGUGUGCAAUCCUGAAUCCUCAGAAUCUGGACAAUCUCAAGCAAGUAGCCAGAUCUCUGUUUUUACUUGGGAAACACAAGUCAGCGAUUGAAGUUUACAAUGAAGCAGCCAGGUUAAACGAAAAGGACUGGGAGAUUGAGCACAAUCUGGGUGUCUGCUACAUGUACCUGAAGGACUUUGAGAAGGCUAAGGAGCAUUUGAACUGUGCGUUGCAGCACAGCAAACAUGACCUGUCGUUUGUAAUGCUCGGCAAGGUGCACUUACUCGAUGGAAAUGUUGAGGAAGCCAUUGAAGUUUACAAGAAAGCGGUGGAGUUUUCUCCUGAAAAUGCAGAGCUCCUGACAACCUUGGGACUACAGUACCUGCAGCUUGGAUUAUACCAGAAAGCUUUUGAGCAUCUUGGAAAUGCACUUACCUAUGACUCCAACAACUAUAAGGCAAUCCUGGCUGCUGGCAGUAUGAUGCAGACACACAGUGACUUUGAUGUUGCACUGAGCAAGUAUAGAGUAGCAGCGCACUCCAGCCCUGAAAGCCCACCUCUCUGGAACAACAUUGGCAUGUGCUUUUUCGGAAAGAAGAAAUAUGUUGCAGCUAUCAGCUGUUUGAAGCGAGCAAAUUAUCUGGCUCCAUUUGACUGGAAGAUUCUCUACAACCUGGGAUUAGUUCACUUGACAAUGCAGCAAUUUGCAUCUGCAUUCCACUUCCUGAGUGCAGCCAUCAGUUUACAUCCAAAGAUGGGGGAGUUGUACAUGCUGUUGGCUGUGGCACUGACGAACUUGGAGGAUCCUGACAAUGCAAAGAGAUCGUACGAGCAAGCAGUGGCCCUAGACCAGUCAAACCCACUGGUGAAUUUAAACUAUUCCAUCUUACUCUACAACCAAGGGGACAAGAAGCGAGCUCUGAACCAGUACCAGGAAAUGGAAAAGAAAGUCAAUAAACUGAAAGACAGCAGCAACACCAUUGAGUUUGAUCCAGAGCUUGUAGACAUGGCUCAGAAGAUUGGGGCCGCCCUGCAAGUUGGGGAGAAUCUGGUUUGGACAAAACCAGCCAAAGACUCAAAAACAAAACAGCGCUCAGCAAGUGCUGGGAAGCCCAGCUCUACUCAGCAGCCCUUGGGCUCCAACCAGGCUCUAGGCCAGGCCAUGUCCUCAGCUGCAGGGUACAGCAAGAACAUACAACUCUCCACAGAUAGAUGCUCAGCCCAGCUCCAGAAACCUCCCUCCCUACCCUUGGAACCAGAGCCUGGGGCUGAAGACAUAACAUCUCAGGGGGAGCCAGAGAGGGACAAAAGGCACGAGAAGAGAUAGACAGCGUGAGGCCAAGUCUAAAUUACUGGUAUCUGGAUCCUUAGAAUCUACUUUCAGAGAAGAAAAAUAUCACACCUGUCUUGGCUGUAUCCUCACUUGUACAUUAGGCAAAGUACAUACCUAACUAAUACAUUGUCUUGUUUUGUAAGACUUUCACGACCUAAAAUGGUUAAAGGCUCAAACCAUGAUAGGUGUUUUGGUUUCUUAACUUGUGAACAUCUUUAAAUAAAACACUAAAUAGAUUUA
This is a messenger RNA of Callorhinchus milii (elephant shark), 2014 nucleotides long. It is a transcript of the gene bbs4, whose product is annotated as Bardet-Biedl syndrome 4. The record is from RefSeq and is a predicted model, not a curated record. Gene Ontology annotation, molecular function: protein binding. Gene Ontology annotation, biological process: protein localization to cilium; cilium assembly. NCBI's taxonomy places the organism in Eukaryota, Metazoa, Chordata, Chondrichthyes, Chimaeriformes, Callorhinchidae. The transcript has 17 exons. Gene Ontology annotation, cellular component: ciliary basal body. Bases 185 to 1768 code for a protein of 527 amino acids.